GCGGAAAAGUCUUUUACCGCUGAACAAAUCCGUGCAAAGUCCCCGGAUUACGCCCCGCACUUACCUUGCAAGGUAGCUAAUGGCCCCGCCACGGCAGACUAGGGGUUAUAUGACGGUAAUGCUUCGAUAACAAAAACAAAACCAUAUCCUUACGGCGGUUGGCGGUUGGCGGUUGGCGGUCAGUUAUCAGCUCGUUUUAGAGAGAAGUCGUAACGAGAUUCCAAAUUCUACAUUCAGAUUUGAACUCCCUGCGUUUCAAUGUAUGUUGAGGAACUUGUUUGUCCGCAGACUUUACUCUUUACAACCGAGAAGAAUGCUUCAUCAUUUGAUGGUGGGAACUUGGACCCCUCCUGGUGCGAUUUUUACCAUUGAAUUUGAUGAUGAAGCAUUAACUUUGAAAUUGCUCAAGAGAACACCAAUUCCAGAAGAUGAGCCAAUUUCAUGGAUGACUUUUGAUGUAAGUUUAGACUUCUGUCGGAUGGAAGUCUCUUAGUUAUCAGAGCACGCUGAUCGAGUGUUUUGAUUUCUAGCAUGCGAGGAAAAACAUCUAUGGAGCUUCAAUGAAGAAGUGGUCCAGUCAUGCUGUUACGAGUCCUGCAGAAAUUCAACAUAUUACUUCGCAUCCUAUGUCCCAUGACCGUAUGUACCUUCCCCAGUUGAUAUAUCAUUUGAGAAAUUUCCUAACAUCACGAACAGCAUCGGCGGCGAAAUCUGAUACGAGAACAAGAGCAAUUUUCUGCUUAGCAGCAAAGAAGCCACCCUAUCAUGUUUACGGCAAUCCAUUUUACGAGUAUGCUGGACACGGAAAUGUUUUCUCGGUCGAUGAGAAUGGCGCGUUGAAGGAGAACAUCCAAAACUAUGAAUAUAGUCCCGAAUCCGCAAUACAUGGCAUGGUGUUUGACGCAGAAGAAAAUUAUCUUUAUUCUGCAGAUAUGUGGGGGAAUAAAAUAUGGACACAUAAAAAGGAUAGCCAGACGGGUUUGCUUAAAUUGGUGGGAAGUGUAGAUGCGCCCAAGAAGGGAGAUCAUCCUAGAUGGGUUGAGAUACACCCAAAUGGAAAAUAUCUUUAUGCUUUGAAUGAAGCAGGAAAUGAUUUGGCAGUCUAUGUCAUUGAUGAGAAAACCCAUUUGCCAGUAUUUACAAAUAUAACAUACCCAUCAGUACCUCCAGGUAUGCAUUUCCCCCCCCAAAUCACCACACAUUUUGUCCCGCUUAGCAACUAACGCAUAAUGAAUGAUAGGGGUUCCAAAUAUCAAACUUUACCGAUCAGAUGUCGUUUUCAUAUCUCAUAGCGGCAAGUAUCUCUUUGCAACAUCACGAUCGAACGAUUCCAAAGUUACCGGUUACAUAGCAGCUUUCAAACUUGGACCGGCUGGAAAUAUCGAAAGGCAGAUAUGUCUGAAUCCAACACCAACAAGCGGAGGUCACUCAAACGCAGUUAGUCCUUGCCCAUGGAGUGAUGAAUGGUUGGCUUUGACGGAUGAUCAAGAUGGUGGACUUGAAAUUUAUAGAUGGCACCAGGAGUUUUUGUAUAGGGUUGCGAGAAUUGAUAUCCCGGAACCUGGAUUUGGUAUGAAUGCUAUUUGGUAUGAUUAAUAGACAUAGAAAAAAUAGAUAAUAUCGAUCUAGUAUAUAAAUUU
Molecule: messenger RNA, 1640 nt
Organism: Sclerotinia trifoliorum
Lineage: Eukaryota; Fungi; Ascomycota; Leotiomycetes; Helotiales; Sclerotiniaceae
Source: the annotation of a GenBank genome assembly